UCACAGUCGGGCCGCUGUCAUAUAAGGAGCAAACAGCGCACUCAACAACCGCACUUGCGUUUCGGCAUUCGAGACAAUUUGUGCCAUUACUUGGGGGAAAUUAUUUGUGAGACAGCGUGGAAUAAAGACUGAGCAGUACCGACAGCCCGUUGACUUACUGAAAUGAGCCCCGCGAACCAGAUAUGCAUGGCAACAUCCUAGAAGAGAGUUCUCACAGUGUGCAAGGAGUCUAAAGGAGAAGGGAGCCCCUGGUAACAAUCGGACAGAAUGGGUGAGACGGAGGAUGAGCGCACAGUUCAGGCCAGCCAGCUCUUUGAGAACUUUGUCCAGAUGUCCACAUGUAAAGGGACUCUGCAGGCCUUCAGUAUCCUCUGCAGGCAGCUGGAGCUAGAUCCUAUGGACUACAGCAACUUCUACAGCUCACUGAAAACAGCCGUCACCUCCUGGAAGGUCAAAGCUCUGUGGACCAAAUUGGACAAGAGGGCACAGCAAAAAGUGUACAGCCAGAACAAAGCCUGUCAAGGAACUCGGUGUCUGAUCAUCGGCGGUGGACCUUGUGGUCUGCGGACAGCCAUUGAACUGGCCCUGCUGGGUUGUAAGGUGGUGGUGAUUGAGAAGAGGGACACCUUCUCCAGGAACAAUGUGCUUCAUCUCUGGCCCUUCACCAUUGAAGACCUCAGAGGCCUCGGGGCCAAGAAGUUCUACGGCAAGUUCUGUGCUGGCUCCAUCGAUCAUAUCAGUAUCCGUCAGCUCCAGUUGAUGCUGCUUAAAAUUUGCCUCAUUCUGGGGAUUGAGGUUCAUGUCAAUGUGGAAUUCCUCAAACUUGUGGAGCCACCAGAAGAACAGACUGAUGACAGUCCGAGUUGGAGAGCAGAUAUCCGGCCCUCAAGCCACUCUGUCUCAGAUUUGGACUUUGAUGUGGUGAUUGGAGCUGAUGGACGCAAAAACACAUUAGAUGGUUUCAGCCGCAAGGAGUUUCGAGGAAAGCUGGCCAUUGCGAUUACGGCUAACUUUGUCAACAGAAACACCACGGCAGAGGCCAAAGUGGAAGAGAUAAGCGGAGUGGCCUUUAUCUUCAACCAGAAGUUCUUCCUUGCACUAAAGGAAGAAACAGGAAUUGACUUGGAGAACAUUGUUUACUACAGGGACAACACGCAUUAUUUUGUCAUGACUGCAAAGAAGCAGAGUUUGCUGGACAAAGGGGUCAUUAUUAAGGACUAUGUAGAAACGGAACGCUUAUUAAGCAGUGACAAUGUAAACCAGGAAGGUUUGCUCUCUUAUGCCCGCGAGGCAGCAGACUUUGGCACAAAUUACCAGCUACCAUCGCUGGACUAUGCUAUCAACCACUACGGGCAGCCAGAUGUAGCAAUGUUUGACUUCACCAGCAUGUAUGCCUCGGAGAAUGCUGCUUUGAUCAGGGAGAAACAUGGACAUCAGAUACUGGUUGCAUUGGUGGGAGAUAGUCUGCUUGAGCCUUUUUGGCCAAUGGGUACAGGUUGCGCACGGGGUUUUCUGGCAGCUUUUGACACAGCUUGGAUUGUGAAGGCCUUUGCACAGGGCAAGAAUUCACUGGAGAUACUGGCAGAGAGGGAGAGUAUCUACCGGCUACUGCCUCAGACCACAACAGAGAACAUCAGUAAAAACUUCGAUCAGUAUACCAUUGACCCUGCAACCCGCUAUCCCAACCUAAAUUCCAGCCAUGUACGCCCCCACCAGGUGCGACACCUCUUCAUUGAUGGCAAACAGGACUUUUCUCACCUUGAAGGUACCAUAAGUAGACCUGUCAACCUUUCCAGAGGAGAGUGUGAGGUGCGCCCCGACAGGCUGCUGACAUGGUGUCAGAGACAGACAAAUGGCUACAGAGGGGUCGACGUCAACAACCUGACAUCUUCAUGGAGGAGUGGCCUUGCCCUUUGUGCUCUCAUACAUAAGCAGAGGCCUGAACUCAUUGACUACGACUCCCUUCAUGAGGAUGAAGUAGCAGCAAACAAUCAAUUGGCCUUUGAUGUGGCUGAGCGGCACCUUGGGAUUCAGCCAGUGACGACUGGGAAGGAGAUGGUUGCCGGUGCUGAACCGGACAAGCUGCUCAUGGUUUUAUACCUCUCCAAAUUUUACGUAGCCUUUAGGAACUCGCCUGGAAACAAAAAAGGAGCAAAAGAAAGAGAUGAGAACUGUGAAAGGCAAUCAACAAAAAGCAACCUAGGCCAGCCCAGGAAGAGGAUACCAAAGGAUGACAAAAAAUUGGACGACGACUCUGUUCAUAAGAGGCGACGUAAGGGAAACGGCUACCUCACAGAGUUAUCCUGUCACAGUGCGCCCUCAGCAGGUAUGGGUGGGAAAGUGCAGGAGAACAAGGUCCGAUCCAUGGCAACACAGCUGCUGGCCAAAUUCGAGGAGAACUCGGCAGAAAAAAUGCAUGGCAAGUUCAAUGGAAGUUAUAGUCUUGAAGAGCCAAAACGAGUCAUUCGCUCCGAGAGUUGUCCAACUGGAGCUCCAAACUACAGUAAAGAGCGCACAGUUGGAAAGGUGUCGUCAACCAUAGACGCUAAAGCCCAAAUACUAGCCGUCCUCUAUGAGACGGAUCACAGGCCCGGUGCUGCUACGUGUAUGGGACGUAAAGACUUCCACUCCGGACUUGGUGGCAGCGAUAUCUGCCACUUCUGCUCCAAGCGGGUCUACGUCAUGGAGAGACUGAGUGCUGAAGGUUUCUUCUUCCACCGAGAGUGUUUCCGCUGUGACGUCUGUAACUGCACUCUCCGACUGGGCGGCCACGCCUUCAACUCAUGUGAGGCAAAGUUCUACUGUAAGAUGCAUUAUACCCAAUACCAGUCCAGUGCACACUUGAGGAAAAGAAAGGAGGACCACAACCGUAUCACAGACCUGGUGCUAGAGAAGGGGAGAACCCCAGUGGCAAGCGGCAUCCAGACACAACCACCAGACAGGCCAUCUAUUAUGCGUUCACAGCAUGACGAUGAUCCUGGAAAAACGGACAUGGCUGUGGAAACCAUCGAUGUGCCCUGCAUAGAAAAGCCUGCGGAGCGUGAUGUCACACAGGCGAAGGGGGCUGAAGUAUAUGUCGGUCACUCUAAGACCAAACGCAGUAAUUGCUGGAAACAAAGAAUCAGAGCAAGAUUCCCAUUGAGAUUUGUCAAAAACUUCCGACGAAGCUGGCCGCGGGACAAAGGACCUGAGACUGUUCCCGAAGCGGACUCUGACUUUGAGGAGAUCGAGUCGACUGAAAAACAAACCGCUUCUAGAGGCCAGGCAUCUGAUCUCAAACAUCCCUCGGAGAGAAGUGAGAAGAGUAAAAAGUUGACGGCAUGCAACUCAACCAGCCCAAAGAAACGUUUGAUCUUAUCUCUUAAUGAGAAAGAGAAACUCUUGAGCUGGGACGUGCUGGGCACUCCAGAGGAAACUUCCAUUACAAUUGACGCCAAGACCACAAAGCAUCGCCAGGUCCAAGCAGAGACGGAAGCAGAUAAGCUUCAGGCGGACUCCAGCCAACAUGGAGAACUAACUGAAAGGCAAUUUGCCUCCGCCGCUUCGCUCUCAGCAUUCCAUCUUAUUGCCAACGCCUUCAGGAGGACAUUUAGUGUGACCGAUCCUUCCAGCAGCUCCAUCGCAGCCCCCACAAUGAGGCCCGGACAUGGCGGCCAACCCAGACGUAGGCCUAUGUCGGAGGGAGAGCUGAAUUUCAACUCUGCUGAACCAGAAUUAUCCACUGAGAAGAAGGCUAGAAACCAUCAGGCUGGUGUGGACUUGCCGUCUCUGCUGCAGCAAGUCUCCCUGAAAGGCCGCAGAGACUCCGGAAGGGUCUUCAGUGAUGGAAUAUCAUCACUGUCCAAAAGGAAGAUGAGUCUUUUCUCCUCCUUGAGGCUCAGGAAGAGGGAGUCGUCAGAGACUGACGGGAAAGACCAGGAGCUCCAUAAGGAAAUCAGGAUGAUCCUUACCAACCUGAGAAACAACGCUUCCAGUCAGCAGAGUCUGGAGGAGCCCUGCUCAACUGAUGAGGAAUGCGAAUCCACCAAUAGAAAGGUGUCAGCAGAAAGACAACGACAGAAGCAAGAAAAGACGGUGGCCCAACAGGCCAAACGAGAACAGCUAAAGAGGUUGCAUAGAGCUCAGGUGAUUCAGCGACAACUGGAGGAGGUGGGAGAGAAACAAAGAGACCUGGAAGAAAGAGGAGUGGCUCUAGAAAAGCUUAUACGGGGAGAAACGGGAACGGACAAUCAAACAAAUGAUGAAGAAUAUUCCCAACUUUAUCAGUCCUGGUUUCAACUGGUUUUGGAGAAGAACAGACUUGUACGAUAUGAAUCUGACCUCAUGAUCUUUGCUCAGGAGCUUGAAUUGGAGGACACCCAGGACCGACUUCAGCAAGAUCUUCGCCGCAGGAUGAAUAAAGAAGAUACAAUGAAGAGCGCCUCUGAGCUCCAGAAGGAGCAGGAGAUCCUGUCUGAGAUUAUGAGGACGGUCGAGAAAAGGGACAUGCUGGUAUCUAAACUUGAGGAACAGAGGCUGAUGGAGAGAGCUGAAGACCGGGACUUGGAGAGCCGUGUGCUGUCUAAAGGCUACGAGUUUCAUUGGGCCCAGGCUAAUGAUAGCUGGGAGUCAGUCGAGGCUGGGCUUGAGGGGUGAUGAUUAAAGAAAGUAAGUCCAGGGCAGAUGCAAGCCAGGGAGGGCAAAUCAAAUGUCCAAACACUAAUUUAAAGAAGAAAAGUAAACUCUUUACCAUUCCGUUUCAGUCAUUCCUCAUAAAUGGGAUACGUACAACUAUAAAAGUCUUGACUUUUAAGAUGUUUAUUAAACAGUUUUUUUCUUCUUUUUUUUUAUUGAAGAGACUUGAGAGGAAGAAUCAAAAUAGAACUAAUGAUUCAAAUGAAAAGAUUAAUAUCUGAUGUCAAUUGAGUUUAUUUAUGACUUGUGAAUGACUUGACAGCCUUUUUGCUCACUUCAUAAUUCAACUUGCCUGUAGCCACAUCUGCUGUUCUUUCUACAUAAGUUGGGUUGUUGACAGAUAUGGCGGCUGUUGUAUAUGAUCACGUUUUACCACAUGGACUAACCGGGCACUUCACCUGGGGUUUCAGUUUUGCACAGCUAAAACUUUGUAAUUACACAUGCAUAUUAUGCUCACUAAUAUAAAUGUGUGUCCUGUUUGUAUGUGUGUGCAAAGCCGCUUUCACACUGCCGUCCUGAGAAAUUGGUGUAACGUUGCACCCGAGAUUUAUUAGCUGGUCCCUUUGAAGCAGAACUCACAGGAAACUGUUGUGGUUUUUGCAAUUUCAUUGGCGGUAAAUAUAUGCAGGGAGACAUCAGUGCGGCAGUUAAAAUCGCUUUAAGCAUGAAGUGAGCCUUGAGAGUUAAACUUCACUCUGCUUAUACACGAGCAGCGUUGUGCCUGAUACUAGCUCAGAAGGCAAGUUUACCCUUCUGUAUCUGGAUUUUACUUGAAAGAGCAAGACAAAGGCUGUGAAAUGCCAGCUAAAAUGGCCUGUAUGAAAGCGGCUGUAGCCUCGGAAUGUGUUUUUUUUUCCCCCAUGUUGCAUUUUCUCAUUUAAUUGUAAUGUGAGAAAUGGUUACAGAUGAGUGAUUCACUCUUUCAUGUACGGUAUAUCUAGCCAAUAAUCCGGGAUGCUGUGACGAGAUAAAUUGCUACAUGGCUGAGAAUGGAGUGUGCCGAUCUUCUGUAGUUCAAAGUGAAUUUAGCCAGGAACCAGCAACUGCUGCUUAGCUUAGCUUUUUGGCUUUAUUCUUAGCGAAGUAACCGCAAUUGAUUGCUCAACUUGAAUUAGACACAUGAGACCAAAUUUAAUUUGGUAUUAUUUAAAUGUUGUUGCAACACGUGUUGGUUUUAUACCAUUUGUUUUCAAAUGAACCCAAUCUAUAAUAAAAUGGAUUUACAUGUUUUCCCACUGAUAACUAACGACAAA
Hippocampus zosterae (dwarf seahorse) is the source of this 5927-nucleotide messenger RNA. RefSeq names its product F-actin-monooxygenase mical2b-like. The transcript is spliced from 33 exons. The record is from RefSeq and is a predicted model, not a curated record. NCBI's taxonomy places the organism in Eukaryota, Metazoa, Chordata, Actinopteri, Syngnathiformes, Syngnathidae. Gene Ontology annotation, molecular function: protein binding; FAD binding. The coding region runs from base 268 to 4635 and encodes 1455 amino acids.